This is a messenger RNA of Zychaea mexicana, 2331 nucleotides long. RefSeq lists its product as uncharacterized. NCBI's taxonomy places the organism in Eukaryota, Fungi, Mucoromycota, Mucoromycetes, Mucorales, Lichtheimiaceae. The transcript has 12 exons. Bases 250 to 2220 code for a protein of 656 amino acids. The record is from RefSeq and is a predicted model, not a curated record.
ACAUAUAUCAACAGCAUGCUGACAACGAGCAGAUCUUGAUGUAGAUAGCAUCUGGACUUUUCCUUAUGCUACCGCCGGCAAAACAAGAUAAUUUAUACAUUAGUAGACGCGUUCCAUCACAACAAAAAAAUACGCGCUUCCCUUACGUCACUCGUAGGACCCUACCAGCUCCCCAACAGCGAAAAGCAUCGCGCGAAAAUCCCCUAGUAACAGAAAGUUUUCAAGUUUUGUUAAUAUGAAAAAGACACAAUGGAAACUGUAGGAGCUUUCCAGCUCGAUUUUCAUUUUAAAACGCAGAAAGCCUUAUGUAGGCUUCUCCUCGCUAUUUCCACGCACAGUAGUACGACUAUGAGUGGCAACUACUAUAAACAAAAAUACGGCAACAAGCGGCAAAAGCAAGCAUCGCACCAGCAAGCAUCGUACCAGCAACAAAAGCAACGAUUCCAAGAUAAUAAUGGUGUGCGCACUCCUGGCGAUCUUGCACACCAUCUCCAACAGCUGGAUCGCCAACAAUACGGCGCGUAUAAAGAAUUGCUGAAUUACGAAUAUUCUCUUCCUGGCUUCACGCUUAUUUUCGACAAAGUGCAGUCAGACCCGUUUGCGCCACCUUCUCGCAUCCGAGUCCUCGUCAAGAAUGACAUUGCUCAGUUUCCGGAUAUCUAUUACUCCAGCAAUGAUCGUCGCGUCGCGCUGUCAGAUUAUCUGACGCGUGAACUUGUCUCCAAAAUUAAAGUUUUGAGAAUGGAUCGCCGGUUCAAUACCAGUCAUUGGAACGAUGUGAAAGGUGGUCAAUUUGAAAUCAUGCAACCAGGACAGCAAAUACUCGAUCGCACGAGUAUCGUUAUUUAUCAAGGCCAUAUUGAAGCUCGAUUUACCUUUGGCUUACCUGCACGCGGAAGAACGAUUACUGCUCAACGGGCAAUGGAUGUGCUUACAGGGCAGUUACCCGAUAUUGUUAAAUAUGCUCUCAAGUUCACUUUGCUGGAUCAACAGGAUCUAAAGAGUUUCAUCGAAUCCUACGAGGAUCAACAGUGGCUGCGGAAACAGCUGGCUGUUCAAGAUCUCGUCGCCUUUGUGCCUGACGGAGCCAUGCUCCCCCGUGAAUCUGGAGUUUCGUAUAAACCGCUCAAAACACAGAACGCAGUUCCUUUCAAAUCACCAGAAUCUCUUAAAGUUGAUUUUGCCUGCCCAUCCGGCAAACGUGUGACAGGCAUGGGUAUUCGACGAGGCAUUACAAUGAUUGCGGGUGGUGGUUACCAUGGCAAAUCGACGCUUCUGGAAGCUUUGGAGCAUGGCAUCUAUAAUCACAUUCCUGGUGAUGGACGAGAAUAUCUGGUCUGUGAUCCAACCUUAUGCAAAAUCAGAUCCGAGGAUGGACGCAGCAUUGAAGCAGUCGAUAUCAGCCCAUACAUUGACAACCUGCCUUUUGGAGUUGAUUCCACAUCAUUCAGCACCAAAGAUGCCAGCGGGAGUACAUCGAUGGCAGCAAGUAUCCAGGAGAUGGUUGAGAUCGGUGCAGGAACUUUGCUUUAUGAUGAAGACACCUGUGCCACCAACUUUAUGAUCCGGGACCAACGCAUGCAACGUAUCAUCCAGAAAGAAAAUGAGCCAAUUACGCCACUUGUCUACAAGAUUCGAUCAUUGUACCUAGAAAAAGGUGUCUCGAGCAUAUUAGUAAUCGGUGGUUGUGGUGAUUACGUUGACGUGGCAAACUGUGUCCUUGAAAUGAGAAAUUAUUCUCCACGUGAUAUUACAGAAUUUGCCAAGGAAAUUGCUUCUCAAUAUCCAUCUGACUUGCGCCAAGAAGGAGGAACGACAUAUGGAAACGUGGCGCAUCGCAAACUUUGCAUCCCGGAGCAUACAUUGGGAAAACAAAAAGUCAACAGCAUGUCCAACAUCAGUUAUGACGGUCAAGAGUUGGUGUUAUCUGCAGCAUCAAAUCUUGUGGAUCGAGGACAGACAAACUGGAUUGUGGCCGCCAUUCCAUAUUUGUAUAAAGAAAGAAGCACGAUACAAUUCACAUUGAAGGAUGCCUUGUAUCAGUUGGACAGCAAGAUCGAUGCUGACCCUACUCCGCAUCCAAACCAGAUGCUUCGUGCGCCAAUGGAUAUUGUGGACCUUACUGUAGCGACUGGCGAGUAUGCACGGCCUACUGUAUUCCAGCUAGCCCAAGCCAUUAAUCGACUUCGUGGUCUCAAAGCGGUUUCUCCUCUUUCUUGAAUACCUGCACUGAUUGAAUUGCCCUUCUUCAAUAAGUUCCUCGUUCUAUCCUUUACUAUCACCGAUCUAUCCAUUUCAAUCAUUCAAUCUAUUUUUCUGCUGUACAUCCCU